Molecule: messenger RNA, 942 nt
Organism: Papaver somniferum (opium poppy)
Lineage: Eukaryota; Viridiplantae; Streptophyta; Magnoliopsida; Ranunculales; Papaveraceae
Product: GDSL esterase/lipase At4g10955-like
Exons: 2
Coding region: 1-942 (313 amino acids)
Source: RefSeq, a predicted model, not a curated record
AUGACUUCUCGUGAUCCUUAUGCUUACGAUGUUUGUGGACCUAAAAAGCUUUCUACUCCUGGUGUGACCGAGAUUUUCAGUUCUAGCUGGUAUGAUGGAGAUCACAAGAGAAAAGUACUAGCGUGCUUCGUACAAGCAGUAUACUUACUUGAACUAGACAGACAAGGGAAUAGGACACCAAAAACUGCUCUUGCUCCAAAAUGGUUGGAACCCUCUAAUUACAAGCUUUCAGAAACCCUGGUGGAUGAAAGAGAUGGAUCCAUUUUUGGUGCAGUACUAGAGUGGGCUGGUUAUGCAGUAUUAAGGCCUCGUGGUGCACCGAAAGCUAUUUUAGCACUAAGAGGGAAUUUAAUAAAAGGCUUGACAAUGAUAAUAGAUUUCACAGAUGAUAUUCGGCUUUUUGCAUGUGAAAACUUGGAAGGAUCUGUAAGAUUUAGUGCAGCUACGAAAGCUUUAAAGUCGUCUGUGAAUAGAUUUGGUGAUUGUAAUGUAUGCAUUGCAGGACAUUCGUUAGGAACUGGUUUUGCAAUUCAAGUGGGUAAAGCAUUUGCGAAACAAAAAGUUUUUAUUGAGACGCAUUUGUUUAACCUACCAUCAGUUUCUCUUGAGUGUGUUUGGAAUAAUCUCAAAUCGAUAUUUGCAUUUAGUGGUGAGGAUGACACAGGAGAUGAGAAAGUUUGUGCAACAAUUAUGAAAUGGGGUCUUCAUUUUUAUGUCAAUAAGAGUGAUUUCCUUUGUUCCGAAGCCGAUACUGAAGUGAUACAAAACAGGAGCACAAGUAGUUGUAAUUCCCCAGCAGCAAAGCUUUUUGUGCAUUCAAAGGAAAAGAAAAGUGUUUCUGAUGCUCAUGGGAUAAUGCAGUGGUGGGAAGAUGGUUUGAUGCUUAAGGCUUUCCCGAACAGUAAGCUCAUAGAUAGACAUCUCAAGAGCCUCAUGUCUUAA